Molecule: messenger RNA, 2607 nt
Organism: Drosophila innubila
Lineage: Eukaryota; Metazoa; Arthropoda; Insecta; Diptera; Drosophilidae
Product: heterogeneous nuclear ribonucleoprotein U-like protein 2
Exons: 4
Coding region: 290-2596 (768 amino acids)
Molecular function (GO): protein binding
Source: RefSeq, a predicted model, not a curated record
UCUUAAUCGCAGCCAACUUCACAUCAACGCGUUCUCGGUAUAGGUUUUAGCCAUUAUUUAUUCGCAAUAAAUGCGAAUGCAAUUGCGAAAGUUAAUUUGAUUCGCUACAUUUGCGAAAUAGGACUAAAUUCAAUUGUCGAAAUACAAAACGCACCGAUUUCGCAUAUUAUUUACUUGCUCAGUUCUACGUUUUCUUUCCGCCUCAAUCGUUGUGCGCGACAGUGAGAGUGUGUGUGUGUAUAUUUGUGCGUGACGCGCUGCUGCCGCCAUUCAAGAUUGAAGCAAAAAAAUGGAUUUGGCGAAGCUGGACAAGAUGAAGGUGGUAGACCUGCGUAACGAACUGCAAACGCGCGGUCUCGAUACCAAAGGCGUUAAGGCUGUGCUCAUCGAGCGUUUGCGGGCACAUGUCGAAGGUUCUGCCGGCGGCGGCGAUGGAGAUGGCGCUCCACUGACGCCAAGCCGACGUCAGCGUCGAACGCGCUCAAUGUCGCGCUCACCAUCGCCAGUUGCAGCGGCACCAGUUGCCACCGAACCAGAGCUGGAGACUCUAGAAGAGGAAGAACAUGCUGCAGCUGAGCCUGUGGGCGAAGCUGAUGCUGAUGCAGAUGCCGAGUCGGAGAAGGUGGCAGAAGAGGAGGAGGGCGAUGAGGAAGCACAAGAACAGGAAGAAGAGUCUAAUAAUAUGGAACAGGAUGAACAGGAUGAGGAGACAGAGGAAACAGAUGCAGCUGUAACUGAUGAACAACAAGCAGAGCUGAAUGAAGAUGUGGCCAUGACAGAGGAUGCCAUAGAAAAGGAGGAAGCAGAGCAGGAUGAGUCAAACGACUCCAACCAACAAGAGAAACAUGAUCAAACAGACGAGAACGAUAAACCUGCUGCUGAUGCGGCUGCAGAUGCUGAAGCGGUUGGCGAGAAAGCAGCUCAUCAAUCGAAUGGCGACACUGAGAAAAUGGAUGUAGAUGGAGAAGCUGCCGUUGCCAAGACAGACGAGCAGGAGGACAAGGACAAAGAAAGAGAUCAGGACAAAGAGAAGGAGAAGUCCAAUGAACGACGCAAACGAUCGCACAGUAACUCACGCUCGCGCAGCAGUUCACGUUCUCCAAAGCGUCGGAGCGGCGAAAAGCGCGACUCCAAGGCGGCUGCUGCUGCCGAAGAGCGAACUGUGGCCGAAGAUGAGCCUACCAUGGAGGAGAAUCAAGUGGGCCUCAGCUGGCUUGAUUCGGAUCUGCAUCUGCGAAUCGAUGCAACCAACUUUACAUCCGCCAAGCCUCUGAAUUCGGAGAUCUACUCGCUGGUCUGGUCCGGAGUACGCGCUAAUUACGGCGUACGCGAGGGCAAGGUGUGCUUUGAAGUACGACUCACGGAGGAGUCGGUGCCGGAGAACGCUCAUCAUUUCCGUGAUGAGCCAAAUGUGCGCGGUUUUCGUGUCGGCUUCUCAACGCCAAAGUCCUCGUUGCUACUGGGCGAAGCGGAACAUUCCUAUGGUUAUUGUGAGAACGGUCGUAAGGCCAAUAAUGGCGAAUUUACCAGCUAUGGCAAAUUAUAUCAGCUGGACGAUGUUAUCGGUUGCUACUUGGAUCUGGAGAGCACGCCGUGCAACAUCAAGUACACCCUCAAUGGAGAGGAUCUGGGUAUUGCCCAUGAGUUUGACAAGAGCAUUUUAGGUGAGGAGGACGCACUCUUUCCGCACAUUCUCACCAAGGGCUACGAGUUCACUGUGAACUUUGCUAACGGCGAGGAACUGCUCGUCAAUGCUGAGCGUAAAACCCGCAAGCGUCGUAAGCAGCGUGCAGAGUCGCACAAGGAUGAUGACAACGAUGGCGAAAAGUGGAAGGUGCUCGACGAGGCCACCGCCGAUGAUGAUGAGCUCGAGAAGAAGGACGACGAAGCCAAGCCCGCCGCAACCGAGCAAUCCGAGGAAGGUGACAAGCCUGAGGAUAAGGCUGAGGCAAGCAGCGCCAGUGCCGAGGAAGAGGAAUCCAAGGAGGCCAAGGCCGAAGGAGAGGAAGCGCAAUCAGAGCAGGCACAACCAGCCGAAGCCGCUGAGGUCGCACCGGAUCAGGCCGUCGAACCUGCUGAAGAAGCAGCAGAGGUUCCCGCCGAGACAACAGCUGUUGCCAAUGGCGAUAGUCCAACUGAUGCUGAAAAAGUUACAGAAGAUUCAGAGGUUGCUGAUAAGCCAGAAACUUUAUCCAAUGAGGAAGAAUCAAAGGCCAAAGCAGAUGAGGAGGAGGAAGAGGAUGGCCCAUCGCCAAAUAAGCGUGUCAAAACUGAUUCCGAGACAGAGAAAGCAUCAGCCGAAAAAACAAAACCAGCUGAAGAUGAGUACGAGGAUGUUGUUCCCGUGCCCCGAGAUACUGUCACCCUACUUCCGGACUACAUACUGUUGGCUCUGGUGCCCGUCGAGCAACUGAUUGCCGGACCACGACGCGCUGAGUCGCGUAAACAAUGCGAAGUCAUCUUACUUGUCGGUCUCCCAGGUGCUGGCAAAACACACUGGACACAGAAGCAUGUGUCGGAGAACGCCGAUAAGCGUUACGAGAUCAUUGGACCUGAUAAUAUCAUAGCCAAAAUGACGGUGAGUGUGCCAACAUAGAAAUUAAUUGG